AUGGCUGAAGCUCUUGUUUCCAUAGCCUUGGAACAGCUGGCUUCAUUCAUUAAUCAACAGGCGAGAGGAGGGAUAAGCUUGAUUGUGGGUGCUAAGCAAGAAAUUGCAAAGCUUCAAAGCAACUUCCUGUCCAUUCAAGCUCUGCUUGCUGAUGCUGAGAACCGACAGGUGAAGGAGAAUGCUGUGAGAAUAUGGUUAGAGAAGCUCAAAGAUGUGUCCUAUGACAUAGAUGAUGUCUUGGACGAGUGGAACACGAAGUUUCUGAAAUUACAAAUUAAAAGAGCUAAAGAUGCUUCUAAGCCUUUGAAAAAGGUAUGUUCUCUCGUUCUCUUUUAUCUCAGUUGUAAGCCAUUGGUUAUGCGUUGCGAAAUUGCUGUCAAUAUAAAAGAUCUCAAUAGAAAACUAGAUAUUAUUGUUAUGGAGAGAGAGAGGUUUCAGUUUAGAACAAUCGUCGAGGGUAGCAAAGAAGAAGAACGACCAAUGACAACCUCUUUUUUUGAUUUAAAAGAGGUUCAUGGAAGAGAUAAUGAUAAGAAUUCACUAGUCGAUUUGCUUUUGAGUCAAAGUAGUCAACAACAAGUCCUUCCCAUAAUCUCUAUAAUAGGGAUGGGAGGAAUCGGCAAGACAACUCUUGCUCGAUUAGUUUUUAAUGAUGAUAAGGUGAACACCCAUUUUGAUAAAAAAAUAUGGGUGUGUGUUUCUGAGCCUUUUGAUGAGCUUAGGAUUGCAAAAGCAAUCCUUGAAUCUUUUGAUAAGAAAUCAAACUUAGGUGAACUAGAAAGCAUAAUGCAAGAGAUUCAUCAACAUAUCAAGAGAAAUAAGUUUCUUCUUGUAUUAGAUGAUGUAUGGACUGACAAUCCUGAUAAUUGGGAAAAUUUGAAACGUACUCUAAAAUGUGGAUCUUUAGAAAGUAGAAUUUUGGUGACCACACGUAAUGAGAAUGUUGCAAAUGCCAUUGGAACCACCAACACAAUCUUACUAGGAAUACUUCCUGACGAGGAAUGUUGGUCAUUGUUUUGUCAACUUGCAUUUUCUGGAAAAAUCCAUAAAGAGUUUGAAGAUAUUGGUAAAAAGAUUAUUCAAAAGUGUAACGGCUUGCCUCUUGCUGUAAAGACUUUAGGUAGUCUUUUGCGCUUCAAAAGAAAAUUUGAAGAGUGGGAAAAUAUCUCAAAUAGUAAAAUAUGGGAAUUGAAAGAGGUGGAACAAAGGAUUUUUCCACCUCUAUUGUUUAGCUAUUAUGAUUUGUCCUCUAUAUUGAAGAAGUGUUUCUCAUAUUGUGCUAUUUUUCCAAAGGAUUAUGUAAUAGAGAAAGAUGUAUUGAUCAAGUUAUGGAUGGCACAAGGUUAUUUAAAGUCAAAAGACUCAAAAAAGGAUAUGGAGUUAGUUGGUGAAGAGUAUUUCAAAUCUUUGGCAAUGCGUUCUUUCUUUCAAGAUUUUCAAAAAGAUGAUGAUGAUAUUGAUAUAAAUUCUUGUAAGAUGCAUGAUAUAGUACAUGAUUUUGCUCAAUUUCUUACCCAAAAUGAAUGUUAUACAAUAGAGGUUGAUGGUAGAGGAGAAAUUGAAUUAGAAUCUUCUUAUGUUAAAGUUAGACAUUCAAUGAUAAAGAUUCAAAGAGGAGCCUCAUUUCCUAGCUCUAUUUAUACUAGAAAUACUUUUCUACGUAGUCUUGUGGUUGAUUGUAAUUACGAUCCUGACCUUAAGAUAGUUUUGUCCAAAUUAAUUGAUCAGUUUAACAUUGUCUAA
This is a messenger RNA of Pistacia vera, 1743 nucleotides long. Its product is annotated as putative disease resistance protein RGA3. Gene Ontology annotation, molecular function: ADP binding. The transcript has a single exon. Lineage: Eukaryota; Viridiplantae; Streptophyta; Magnoliopsida; Sapindales; Anacardiaceae. Gene Ontology annotation, biological process: defense response to other organism. Bases 1 to 1743 code for a protein of 580 amino acids. The record is from RefSeq and is a predicted model, not a curated record.